AAGAAACUGAAGAUCUAUUGAGAUCAUUUCGGAGUUACCAAUGCUUCCAGUAUUCUGCACAGCCUUCUUUGACAGAGGGUGAAUAAGCAGAUGGGAAAGGCUCAGUAACUUAUUGGUGUCUCCCUCUGGAAUCAGGGAUCAAAAAGGUUCACCUUUUACAUAGCAAAACUAAGGACAGGGAUCAGUGAUCACACUGUGAUUAAAUGGCAUCAGAAAUCACUUAUGCUGAGGUGAAGUUCAAGAAUGCAUCACCAGCUGCAGUGGCUGAAGCACCUCCUGAGAAGAAGAAUGAGCACCAUCCACAGAAAUACCCGCUUUGUCUCCCGUGGCUGAUCUCACUGCUACUCUUCUUGGUGUGCAUUGCCCUCAUUAUUGUUUUCCUUGUCACUCCCUUCUCCCGUGGCAGAGCUCAUCCCACAGCCCUGCAGCAGAAAUUCAUGGAGUGGCAGUGUGUCUCCAGGGUGCUGCCUGGCAAAGUGGAGAGCUGGACGUGCUGCCCAAAGGGCUGGAGACGCUUCCAGGAAAAGUGCUAUUACCUGUCAAAUGAUUUGAUGUCCUGGGCUGAGAGUGAGCAGAACUGCACUGGGAUGGGCUCCCACCUGGUGGUGAUCAACAGCAAAGCAGAGCAGGAUUUCCUUUUUGAGGAGCUACGUAAAUCUUCAAAAAUAGGAGUGAAUUACUACAUUGGCCUGCAUGCCCAGGUGGUGGGACAGUGGCACUGGCUGGAUGGGACUCCUCUUAGUGAGACAGCAGCGUUCUGGCGGGCAGGAGAACCAAGUAAUGUGGAUCAUGAGAUGUGUGUUGUAAUCCAUACAAAGGAAGUUUCACACAACAACUGGAAUGAUGUCAUUUGCAAGGAUCAUAACCGAAUUUGUCAAGCUGAAGCAGUGACUGUGUGAUGGAAACACGUGGUGUUUCCAGUGGUGAGGUGGGAAAAGCACAGGGCUUUUUUUUUUUUUUCCCCAACAUUGGGAAGGAUGGGGAGGGAGGGGCUGGUGCCUGCAUCUUCACUGUGCUGGGUGGGAUGAUGUCAGUGGAAGUGAUUAUCCUGUGUCCAGCAUCCCCAGUGCACAUAUCAUCUCUGCUAACUCAUGAAGGCUCAGGGUCCGAGGCUCUUGUGUGCUCUUCUGUCUGAAUGGGUCCAGCAGCCACUGUCUGAAAAGAGGGUGAGUUCUCCAGGAGGAAGACACAGAGAUGGAUGACAGAUGUUAAGAGCUGCAGUUUCCUUUGUCUCCUUGAGUGGAAGUGUCUGCUUUUUGCUGAGGCACACAGAGAAUGUCCUUGACUUGCACUAGUUUUGCUGAACAAAUACUGAAUUUGUAUGUAAGAGAAAAAGCAAUAUUAGACCUAU
Molecule: messenger RNA, 1351 nt
Organism: Calypte anna (Anna's hummingbird)
Lineage: Eukaryota; Metazoa; Chordata; Aves; Apodiformes; Trochilidae
Product: C-type lectin domain family 4 member A
Exons: 6
Coding region: 204-899 (231 amino acids)
Source: RefSeq, a predicted model, not a curated record